GCCCAGCCGCAGCAUCAGCACCGCGCCGAGCCGAGUCGAGCAUUAGUCCGGAUUGGGCGGAGGGCUAACCGUGCGGCUGCACCCUUCCUCGGCAAUCGCAGUGGUUUCUGGAGUGCGGCCGGUCGGGCGCGGAGAUGUCGGCCUCGCUGGGCCCCCGCGCCCCCGUCACCGCCACCGCCACCGUGCCCGACCUGAGCCAUCUGACCGAGGAGGAGCGGAGCAUCAUCAUGGCCGUGCUGGACCGGCAGCGUGAGGAGGAGCGCAAGGAGGAGGCGAUGCUCAAGGACCAGCAGAAGAUGUCACCAUGGUUAGCGAUGCCAUGUCUUGGCUUUAUCUGCACCCAGGCAUCUCAACACCAGGAUGCACCAACUGCUAGCUUACCCCAAUGGAAUGAAUUGCCAUCAAGACCAACGAAGAGACUCAGCAAGAGGUAUUCUUCACCAGAUCUGGACCAACGGCUACAUCAACAAUUUGAGAGCUACAAGGAGCAGAUCAGGAAGAUUGGUGAUGAAGCCCGGCGUUACCAGGGGGAACACAAGGAUGAUGCUCCAACUUGUGGGAUCUGCCUUAAAACCAAGUUUGCUGAUGGCUGUGGCCACAUCUGCUCUUACUGCCAGACCAAAUUUUGUGCCCGGUGUGGGGGUCGGGUUACUCUUCGCUCCAAUAAUGUAAUGUGGGUAUGCAAUUUAUGUCGUAAACAGCAAGAAAUUCUUACAAAGUCAGAAGCGUGGUUCAUUGGAAGUGGAACACCACAGCCUUCUAGUCAGGAUGGAGCUCUGAGUGACACAGCUACAGGUGGUGGUUCUGAUGCACCAAGGGAAAAGAAAGCAAGACUGCAAGAGCGUUCACGUUCCCAGACUCCUUUAAGUACAGUAGUAGCAGUACCAGAAGCUACUCCACCUGACAAGACUCGGGUAUCUGAACUUGCUCGGCAAGAGAUGGGAUUUGAACAGAAACAGUCUGCAUCAAGAUCUAGGAGUGAACCCCCUAGAGAGAGGAGGAAGAGUUCUUCAUUUUCGGAACAGAAUGGAAAAGUGCAGAGAGGUGAACGGAAACGCACACCAAAGACAUCCCCUCGUCAGAAUGACAGGCCAGCUGAGGAAAGGGAACAUAAGGAGCGACGAGAGAGCCGGCGACUAGAGAAAGGCCGAUCACAAGACUAUCAGGACAUGAAUGAAAAAUUAGAAGGGGAGCAGCUGGUAGAUCAGAACACAGAAAGAAAUGGAGAGGAAUAUCAGAAUCGAUACAAGAGUGAUCCUAAUCUGGCAAGAUACCCUGCUAAAUCCCUUCCUGAGGAGCAGCAGAUGCGUAUGCAUGCUAAAGUGUCGAGAGUACGACACGAAAGGAGACACAGUGAUGCAUCACUCCCACACACACCGACUGAAGAAAGCCAAGUGGCAGAGCACAAAUUAGCAAGGAAGACACAGCAGCAGGAAGAGGAGAAUUCCUCCACUGAUAUACAGAAAUCUUACCCAGAUGAAAGAAAUGCAGAUGUACACCUGUCUUCUUCUAGGCAGCAGCAUCUGAUGAAUCACAGCCCACCAACACUGGGACGGACCACAGCUUCAACUGAGUAUCUAGAUGCGAAGGAACAUGACUCCUACAGAAAGCACUCGCAUCUGGAUCCCAGCUCUGCUGUGGCUCGAACUAAGCGGGAAAAAAGUGAAACUAUGCUGAGAAAUGAUUCUCUUAGCUCUGACCAAUCAGAAUCUGUCAGGCCACCUCCACCAAAACCACACAGAAUGAAGAAAGUGGGUAAAAAAAGACAAAUUUCAGUAAGUAGCUCUGAGGAAGAAGGAGCAUCAACACCAGAGUACACCAGUUGUGAAGAUGUGGAAAUAGAAAGUGAAAGCGUCAGUGAGAAAGGUGAUUUAGAUUACUAUUGGCUGGAUCCUGUUACGUGGCACGGCAGUGAGACCUCGUCAAUCUGCUCGCAUCCUGUUACAUGGCAACCAUCCAAAGAAGGUGAUCGUCUCAUAGGACGUAUUAUUUUGAAUAAGAGAACAAGUAUGCCCAAAGAAUCUGGUGCUUUACUUGGGUUAAAAGUAGUUGGAGGAAAGUUAACAGAAAGCGGAAGACUUGGGGCCUUCAUCACCAAAGUGAAAAAAGGCAGCUUAGCUGAUGUUGUUGGCCAUUUAAGAGCUGGUGAUGAGGUUCUUGAAUGGAAUGGAAAACCAUUGCCAGGAGCUACAAAUGAAGAGGUUUACAAUAUCAUUUUGGAAUCAAAAUCAGAACUUCAGGUUGAAAUAGUUGUUUCAAGACCAAUUGGUGAUAUACCUAGAAUUCCGGAGAGUUCCCAUCCCCCUUUGGAAUCCAGUUCAAGUUCCUUUGAAUCACAGAAGAUGGAGCGCCCCUGUAUUUCAGUCAUAUCUCCAACCAGCCCAGGAGCUUUGAAAGAUGCCCCUCAGGUCCUACCUGGACAACUUUCAGUGAAACUCUGGUAUGAUAAAGUAGGCCACCAGCUGAUAGUUAAUGUGUUACAAGCCACAGAGCUUCCUUCCCGCGGGGAUGGCCGGCCCAGGAAUCCUUAUGUAAAAAUGUACUUCCUUCCAGAUCGAAGUGACAAGAGUAAGAGGAGGACCAAAACAGUCAAGAGAAGCUUAGAGCCAAAAUGGAACCAAACAUUUAUCUAUUCUCAUGUACAUCGAAGAGACUUUCGAGAACGAAUGUUAGAGAUCACAUUGUGGGAUCAGCCCCGAGUGCAAGAAGAAGAAAGUGGAUUUCUUGGAGAGAUCCUUAUAGAGCUGGAGACGGCAUUGCUGGAUGAUGAACCACACUGGUAUAAACUUCAGACACAUGACGUAUCUUCACUACCUCUGCCCCAGCCAUCACCCUACAUGCCACGGAGGCAUGUCCAUGGGGAAAGUCCCAGUAAAAGGCUACAAAGAUCUCAGCGAAUCAGUGAUAGUGACAUCUCAGAUUAUGAUGUUGAUGAUGGUAUUGGAGUGGUCUCAGCAGAUUAUAGGGUUAGCAGUAGAGAAAGUAGAGCAAGUACACUAACAGUACCAGAUCAGCAGAGAAGCCCGCAUCAUCGUUCACGUUCUGUCUCUCCUCACCGUGGUGACGACCAGGGCAGGACCCGGUCACGAUUACCCAGUGUCCCACUACAGAGGAGUCUCGAUGAGAUCCAUCAGAGCAGACGGUCUCGCUCUCCCACACGAUAUCAAGCUGUCUCACGCAGUCCCAUCGAGCGCAGACCCAGGGAGUUAGACACUCAUUACACAUAUGAAAGAGACAGUGAAUUCCUUAUGCUGCCCAGAGCAAAACGAGGAAGGAGUGCAGAGUGCCUGCAUACUGCCAGUGAAAUACAGCACUCUCUUGACAGGGCUAGGAGUGCUAGCACCAACUGUUUGAGACCAGAUUCUAGUUUACAGUCACCAGAACAAGACAGGUGGUUUCAUUCCCUAGAUAGGAAACGACCUCCUAGUCCCAGGAUUCACAUCCAGCAUGCCUCUCCAGAGGAUGACAGAGUGCACCAACAAGGAAGCCCGGUGCAGUCAUCAUCAACAGCAACACCACUGUCUGGGCGGAGGGGAAGGCAGCUCCCUCAGGUCCCCAUUAAAAGCUCAAGUUUAGAGCAAGGAAGCCGAAUUGUGGAAGAGCGGACAAAACCGAUGAAGACAAAAAUGUAUCCCAGCAAGCAACCUAUGGGAUCAGUGGCCAGUUUGGAACAAGAGCGAGAACUAUACACAAAGCAUCUUUCGUACAAUGAACAAAGCAGAAGCAUUGAUAAUGUUUCAGUCAAAUCAUCAGACAGUGAUGCCAGUGAUGUGUCAGCCAUCUCUCGAACCAGUAGUGCCUCUCGCCUCAGCAGCACAAGCUACAUGUCAGUACAGUCCGAACGCCCAAGGGGUAGUCGUAAGAUUAGAUCGAAAUCCUUAGAAAACAACAGGGAUGUGACAAAUAAAAAGGAGAGGAGGAUAUCGUGGGUGUUAGUAGACCAGGGAGAAAAAGAGACGGGGCACUCUGAAAAGAAGCCAGGAAAAGAAGAUCUGAAAAAGAGACGGCAUUCGGCUUCUGGUGACUUGAGUGCAUUUACCUCUAAAAUGCAAAGCAGGCAAAUGGGGACAUCAGGGAGAAAUAUUUUGAAGAGCACAAGUGUAAGUGAGGAGAUGUAUAGUCUGGACAAUAACGACGGCAGUCAGUCGGAUACUGCUGUGGGAACAGUAGGAACAGGGGGCAAGAAACGAAGAUCGAGUUUGGGUGCAAAAAUGGUGGCCAUUGUCGGCUUGUCGAGGAGGAGCAGGAGUACGUCACAGCUCAGCCAGACUGAGGCGAGAGUGAAGAAGUCCAGAAAUGCCAUCCAGAGAAGCACAGAGACCGGCAUGGCAGUGGAAAUGCGGCGUAUGACACGACAGGCCAGCCGGGAAUCCACCGAUGGGAGCAUGAACAGCUACAGCUCCGAAGGAAAUUUAUUUCCCGGGAUGAGAUUAGGUGCCGACAGUCAAUUCAGCGACUUCCUUGAUGGCCUAGGACCUGCGCAACUUGUUGGAAGACAAACGUUAGCAACACCAGCUAUGGGUGACAUUCAAAUUGGAAUGCUAGACCGGAAAGGGCAGUUGGAAGUUGAAGUAAUCAGAGCACGAGGCCUCAGUCAAAAGCCAGGAUCUAAAUCACUCCCUGCUCCUUAUGUCAAAGUGUAUCUGCUGGAGAAUGGUGUUUGUAUUGCCAAAAAGAAAACAAAGAUUGCACGGAAAACACUUGAUCCUCUCUAUCAACAGUCAUUGCUGUUUGAAGAAAGCCCACAGGGUAAAGUCUUACAGGUAAUAGUCUGGGGAGAUUAUGGCCGAAUGGACCACAAGUGUUUUAUGGGUGUGGCACAGAUCCUAUUGGAAGAGCUUGACCUUUCCAGCAUGGUGAUUGGCUGGUACAAACUGUUUCCAACAUCAUCUUUGGUGGACCCCACCUUAACACCACUUACUCGUAGAGCUUCCCAAUCAUCUCUUGAGAGUUCAACUGGAUCUCCUUGUAUAAGGUCAUAAUGAUUUCAGAAUCAAAGACAGGACAAAAAUAAGACACUGACCACAAAUACGAUCAAAAUUCGCUGCUGGAGCCAGACAAUCACUCUUGUUUUGCCAAUGGCACCUGUUUGAAAAAAACCAAUAGGGCUUCUUAAAUCCUAAAAAUGACAUACAUAUGUGAAUGUAUUUCUGUAUGUAUGCUGGCAUGAACUGGCACCCGCGCACUGCAUUAAAUCUGAAUGGAAAAUGGUGAUCAGUAAGAUUCACUGAUUAUAUGUAAGAGGCUAAAUGAAUGAGACCAGUGCUCUGACCUAAAAUUAAAUGAGCUUUAGCCACAAACUGUAAAGUAUCAAACUGAGAUAAAAAUUGGAAUUUUUCAUUGGCAUUUCUCUGGAAAUGACAAACAGUGUUACCUUCCUGCUCUUACAUUUUGUUUCCUUGCACAUUCUACUUCCACUGCUGUUUGCUGUACUGAAGCCUUGCUAAAUUUCGGCCAUUUUCCCCCUCCCCACCUGCCGCUGGCGGAGUCCUUGCCCAUGACUCAAAGCCAAUGGCAACAUUCUGUGAGCAAUACAAAUGGUAUUCAGCAGUUCCAGACUUUAUUCAGAUAAUGUCAGUGUGUGGAUAUCAUUGGCUCCCAGUCAAAAACAUCACAUAUAUUGUGAGUUAGCAGAGAGAAAGAUAACGUGAGAUUUGAUAUUUAGAAUUGAAUCGGAACAGCACCCGCAAUAUUUCUAAACAGAAGACUGUAAAGUGUUGUUUGUCAUUUGCCAUAUAAUUGCCAUUGCUUCUCUCUUUGUAAAACAGGCAUAUGUUUGCAUUAUGAAUUAAUAUUUUUUAUGUUUUCUGAUGUUUUUGCAUGAAAACAAUGUUUUGAAACUGCUGUCAGUGCUGGGGACUGUGAAAAGCAACUUCAGUUUUGGUAUUCUGCAGAGAUCGUGGCACUAAAAUAUUCCUUGUGAUGCCGUUCUCUACCGAUAAUUACAGUUGAGAUAAACACUGUAUAAAAUUGUGCAUUUGACUGCCUAAAGUGUUGGCCAAUAAUGGACAGAGCAUAAGCUGUAUGAGCUGUACCUGAGACUUUCCCUGAUUGUUUGUCAUUUGGCAGUCUGAGCUGACCAGACAGCAUGGUGAUUGCUGGAAGUUCUAGUUUAAAACACGUUAAUAAUUUUGUAUCUGAUUUCAGUUAAUUUAAUUUCAGAAUUACUGCAAGAACAAUUUUUUAAACAAUGAAAUGCAUUACUUUUUGAAAGAAAGGCAAAUUUUUGAUUGCUUUUGAAAUAAGUCAGUUUUGUUCUCUUAGUCGCGUAGUACUUGAAGCCCCCUGUUUAAGCUGUGUCCAUGAGGUGCAAUGAACUUUCUUCCUCCAGCUCCCAUGGCUGUUUUGAGUUUCUGAUCACUGAUGUGAAGCAGCAUGACUCUGGACCUGAUCAAUU
Mobula hypostoma (lesser devil ray) is the source of this 6397-nucleotide messenger RNA. Its product is annotated as regulating synaptic membrane exocytosis protein 1-like. The record is from RefSeq and is a predicted model, not a curated record. Gene Ontology annotation, cellular component: cytoskeleton of presynaptic active zone; presynaptic membrane. Bases 135 to 4982 code for a protein of 1615 amino acids. Lineage: Eukaryota; Metazoa; Chordata; Chondrichthyes; Myliobatiformes; Myliobatidae. Gene Ontology annotation, biological process: calcium ion-regulated exocytosis of neurotransmitter; regulation of synaptic plasticity; positive regulation of synaptic transmission. Gene Ontology annotation, molecular function: transmembrane transporter binding; small GTPase binding. The transcript has 31 exons.